Stomoxys calcitrans (stable fly) is the source of this 1362-nucleotide messenger RNA. RefSeq names its product probable tRNA(His) guanylyltransferase (gene THG). The coding region runs from base 45 to 974 and encodes 309 amino acids. Gene Ontology annotation, molecular function: tRNA guanylyltransferase activity; magnesium ion binding. Lineage: Eukaryota; Metazoa; Arthropoda; Insecta; Diptera; Muscidae. The record is from RefSeq and is a predicted model, not a curated record. Gene Ontology annotation, biological process: tRNA modification. The transcript is spliced from 2 exons.
UUUGAAGAAAUUUUGUGAGCCACGUUUGUUUGGACUCCGUUUAAAUGAAUCAAUCAUUUAAAAUACUUAACUUCUUAAAUAAACAAUUGCAAAAUAAACGUUUUAUAAACUGUCUGGGAUCAAUGGCUUGCAGUCGUUAUGAAUAUGUUAAAAGUUACGAAAAGGAGGACGGUAUUUUACCAAAUGUUUGGAUUGUGGUGCGAGUUGAUGGCAAGGGAUUUCACAAAUUCUCCAAAGUACAUGACUUUGAAAAGCCAAAUGAUGAAAAGGCUCUCAAUCUUAUGAAUAAUGCCGCCCAAACAGUGAUGGAAGAGUUUAGAGAUAUUGUUCUCUCCUAUGGCCAAAGUGAUGAGUAUUCAUUCAUUUUUCGCAAGGAGACAAAUGUUUUCAAUAGAAGAUCAGCCAAGCUUUUGUCGUAUGUCACCAGUUUGUUUACAUCCUCGUAUGUCAUGAAUUGGCCCAACUGGAUGGGUGACAAGAAGUUACAAUAUCCCCCCUGCUUUGAUGGACGUGUGGUCCUAUACCCCUCCGACCAAAAUCUAAGAGACUAUCUAAGCUGGCGACAAGCAGAUGUGCACAUUAAUAAUCUGUACAAUACUGCGUUUUGGAAUUUAGUACUACAAGCGGGACUAACAAAUCAAGAGGCCGAAGCAGAAUUAAGAGGAACUUUUUCGGCAGAUAAGAAUGAGUUGCUAUUUGCUAGAUUUGGCAUUAACUAUAACAGUCUGCCUGCCAUGUUUCGCAAAGGAACAAUAUUACUGCGCAAAAGAGUUCAAGUUACCGAUAGCAAACGACAACUGAUUGUGCCCAUAUAUGACGACUUGAUAAGAGAUAAAUUUUGGAAAACUCAUCCCGAAUUAUUGGGCAAAUAUACGCCAGGAGAAUAUGACAAUGAAAGUGCACAAAAUGACAUGCUGCCCGAGUUGUUAACUAGACAAAUGGGAAAAGUUCAGAUAGAAUUAGAAAGUCGAUAGUAUUGCGACUAAAAUAAUGCUAGGAAUAUAAUGAAUAGUUUUUAAGAAACAGUGAAAUAAUAUUUGUUUUAUUUCUGGUUUAUGUGGAGUUCCAAUUCUGCUAUUAUGAACACAAAAUAUUGAUAAGAAGUAACUGCAUGACGGUUCAAGGGAGCCUUCUUAGGGAUUGGCCAUAUAUUGGUUUUAGAAAUGUGCCUAUUAAACAUGCCUGUGCAGAGAGCCUUAUUUAAUCUGUAAGAAUAUCAUAUCUUAUAAGUAAAGGACAGUGUGUUUUUUUGAUUGUUCCAUAUGUGAUUGAAGGUGGCUGAACCGAUUUUGUUUUCAUUUUAAAGGAAAGUGUAGGAUGGUCUGAAAGGAAUAAGCCACAUAAUUUUUAAUAUCGAAAGUU